Molecule: messenger RNA, 5504 nt
Organism: Melanotaenia boesemani (Boeseman's rainbowfish)
Lineage: Eukaryota; Metazoa; Chordata; Actinopteri; Atheriniformes; Melanotaeniidae
Product: zinc finger protein 32-like
Exons: 3
Coding region: 163-1302 (379 amino acids)
Biological process (GO): regulation of transcription by RNA polymerase II
Molecular function (GO): RNA polymerase II cis-regulatory region sequence-specific DNA binding; DNA-binding transcription factor activity
Source: RefSeq, a predicted model, not a curated record
UCUCCUGUUUAAAUAUGCGGCAAAGAUUCUGUUAGAAGCCGGAACAGAAAAGAUGAGUCGGCGUUUCUGCCCGGACGCGUAGAUCCGGAAGAAGUUAGCAGGAAGCGGCUGCAGGGAGAAGUUAGGUGUGUGAGCGGAGUGUGUGAGUGUGUUUCAGCAACAAUGUCUUCAGUUCAGCAUCUGAGAGAGUUUAUCAGCGCGCGACUAACUGCUGCUGCUGAAGAAAUAUUCACAGAGUUUGAAAAAACCAUCGUCCAGUACGAAGAAGAGAUCGAUCGUCAGCGCAGACUGCUGGAUGUCACCUGGAAACCUCACAUCCACCUAAACCCGAUAGACCUUCUAAAUCAACAGGACAGUAGGGAUUCCAUGGUUCGUAGUGACCAGCAGCCCUGUAGCAAGGAGAGGAGCUCUAGUCUGGACGGCGAGAACCCAGAACCUCCAAAGAUUAAAGAGGAACCGGAGGAAGUCUGCAGCGGUCGGGAAGGAGAGCAGCUGGUCCUGAAGCAGGAGACGGAAACCUUUACGGAAUGUGAACCAGCCAGUGACCAGCUUCUCCCUCAGAGCUGUCGUCCAGCUGAGAGCCCAGAACGGGAGGGAAGCAACCACGAAGACCUGCCGUCAUCCGGGGAGGAACAGGUGCAUCGCACGGACGCUGCAGAGGACUCUCCCAUGGCAGAGAGUCGGUGUAACUCGGAGCAAAAGUCUGUCUCAUGUGAUGUUUGUGGAAAAUUCUUUAAGUUUAGUUCCAAACUGAAGACGCAUUACAGAAUCCACACAGGUGAGAAGCCGUUUUCCUGCAGCACCUGUGGGAGAAGAUUCAGUCAGAUCUCCUCCCUAAACGUUCAUGUGAGGAUCCACACAGGUGAGAACCUGUACUCUUGUGAAUGUGGUCAGAGUUUCAGGUAUAAGGUGGAUUUGCUGGCACACAUGAAAAGUCACAAAGACGAGAAGGCGUACUGUUGUAAAACCUGCGGGAAGGGUUUCAGGCGUAGCGACACUCUGCUGUGCCACAUGAGAACGCACACGGGGGAGAAGUCCUACUUCUGUGACAGGUGUGGGAGAAGCUUCAGGCGUGGCGAUACUUUACUGGACCACAUACGAACCCACACAGGUGAGAAGCCAUACCUUUGCAAAAUGUGCAGUAAAAGUUUUCGGCAUAGAUCUACGUUGAAACUGCACAUGAGGAUUCACACGGGUGAGAAGCCGUACUUCUGUGAAACGUGUGGCAAGUCUUUCAGACAUAGAGGAACUCUGAAAACUCAUAUUCACACGGGCGAGAAGCCGUCGUUGAGCGAGACGUAGCCGCGGAUCCUGGGAGGAGCUUGUUGAAGCGUUUCAUGCUGGUCAGUUGAUUCACAGCGAACUGACCUGAACUCCGUCUCCAUGAGGAAUGAUUUAGAGAAGGAGCGAAUCUAAUGCCACCCAGUAGAUUACAACGAUCAGUCAUUCAUUACUGAUAAGGACCACUAGGCAUUACAUCAUCUUUACAUCAACAUUAGUGAUGAGAAUAUUCUGUAUUACCAUCAGUAUCUCCGUAAAAAUGACAUUUUUGUCCUGCAGCUAUAUAGAAAUAAUAAUCAUACAACAAUAACAGUAAUGAUAAUAUUUUUAUUAUCAUUUAUAAGAGUACAGUAAUUAAUUACUAUGGUAGUAAUAAUAAUGGCUAUAGUACUCAGUCUAUAUAAUACUAUUUCAUUCCAUCCCAAGCAGCACAUGAUGCUAUAAUAAAGCUGUAAAUUAGUAGAAGGAACAUUAACAAUUCUAUCCAUAACAUCAAGAUCCAUAAUAAUAUUCAGCAUAAAUAUUAGUAUGUGUUAGAAGCAAUCAUCACAUUGUGGUGGCUGGUAUUCCAUUUCCUGUACCAUAUCUUUAUAUACUGAUUUAAAGAUGUGGCUUUGUGGGCAUUGCCUGUGUUCUUCCCCCAGCCUGGUCCACAGGUCCACCCACAGACAGAAAAGUUUUUACUGGUGGUUCUCACCAGGUGCCCUUGUGUUUGGUGUUGCUUCCUAAAUGAUGGCCUCCAUCUCUGCCUCAACCCGAGUAAGGUCGCACUCAGACUGAGCAGCAGUCGGACUAAGCCGUGGAAAAUGGAGGUUUUACUCAGAUUGUGAGGAACACUCAUCCCAGUAGACCUCCAGUAGGGACAGUAGACCUCCAGUAGGGGCAGUAGUCCUCCAGUAGGGGCAUUGGACCUCCAGUAGGGGCAGUAGGCCUCCAUUAGGAACAGUAGACCUCCAGUAGGGACAGUGGACCUCCAAUAGGGGCAGUAGACCUCCAGUAUGGACAGUAGUCCUCCAAUAGGGACAGUAGGCCUCCAGUAGGGACAGUGGAUCUCCAGUAGGGCCAGUAGAACUCCAGUAGGGGCAGUGGACCUACAGUAGGGGCAUUGGACCUACAGUAGAGGCAGUAGACCUCCAGUUGGGACAGUAGUCCUCCAGUAGGGACAGUAGACCUCCAGUAGGGACAGUGGACCUCCAGUAGGGACAGUGGACCUCCAUUAGGGACAGUGGACCUCUAGUAGGGACAGUGGACCUCCAGUAGGGGCAGUAGUCCUCCAGUAGGGACAGUGGACCUCCAGUAGGGGCAGUAGGCCUCCAUUAGGAACAGUAGACCUCCAGUAGGGACAGUGGACCUCCAAUAGGGGCAGUAGACCUCCAGUAUGGACAGUAGUCCUCCAAUAGGGACAGUAGGCCUCCAGUAGGGACAGUGGAUCUCCAUUAGGGCCAGUAGAACUCCAGUAGGGGCAGUGGACCUCCAGUAGGGACAGUGGACCUCUAGUAGGGGCAGUUGACCUCCAGUAGGGGCAGUAGUCCUCCAAUAGGGACAGUAGACCUCCAGUAGGGGCAGUAGACCUCUAGUAGGGGCAUUGGACCUCCAGUAGGGGUAGUAGUCCUCCAAUAGGGGCAGAAGACCUCCAGUAGGGGCAGUAGUCCUCCAAUAGGGACAGUAGGCCUCCAGUAGGGACAGUGGACCUCCAGUAGGGGCAGUAGACCUCCAGUAGUCCUCCAGUAGGGACAGUAGACCUCCAGUAAGGACAGUGGACCUCCAGUAGGGGCAGUAGACCUCCAUUAGGGACAGUAGACCUCCAGUAGGGACAGUGGACCUCCAAUAGGGGCAGUAGACCUCCAGUAGUCCUCCAAUAGGGACAGUAGACCUCCAGUAGGGACAGUAGACCUCUAGUAGGUGCAUUGGACCUCCAUUAGAGGCAGUAGGCCUGCAGUAGGGGCAGUAGACCUUCAGUAGGGACAGUGGACCUCCAGUAGGGGCAGUAGUCCUCCAAUAGGAGCAGUAGACCUCCAGUAGGGACAGUAGUCCUCCAAUAGGGACAGUAGGCCUCCUGUAGGGACAGUGGACCUCUAGUAGGGGCAGUAGACCUCCAGUAUGGACAGUAGUCCUCCAAUAGGGACAGUAGGCCUCCAGUAGGGACAGUGGAUCUCCAGUAGGGGCAGUAGACCUCCAUUAGGGACAGUAGACCUCCAGUAGGGACAGUGGACCUCCAGUAAGGACAGUGGACCUCCAGUAGGGGCAGUAGACCUCCAGUAGGCCUCCAGUAGGGACAGUAGACCGCCAGUAAGGACAGUUGACCUCCAGUAGGUCUGGUCUCCUCAAUGAGAUCCAGGUAGAAAGUAUCCAUGGUCCAGGUUCAGUGAUGAGAGAGAUGAUUCGUGGAACUGGAUCUGGUUCUUAGAAAAUGUUCUGCAGAAUAAUCUGGAACAUAUAUAUAACCUAAUAUCAUAUCUGAUAGUUAAAUCAUGUUCUCUGUCAUUCGUGUGAAUUACUGAGGAGAAAUGAACAAAAACAGCAGAUGCAGCAUAAUCUGGAAGACUGGAGCAAAGGAGUACGUCCUCUUUUGGAUGGACCAUGUUGCAGUAGUAAGGAGCCAGAGUAGGAACAGAAGUCUUGUACCUCGUAUCUCUGGUUCGGGUAGAAAUCUAUGAGUCAGUUUUACCAAACAUUUGUCACACAUUUUACCAGAAGAACCAAUCAGAUUCCUCAAAUCUGUAACCAGUCAUGUUGCAUAGUGGUGAGGCGGUUCAAGCCUCAGGGGAGGGGUUUGAACAGCCUCUCACCUGCGAUGGACCGGACACCUGUCCAGGUGUACCUGUCUCUGACCUGCGAUGGACCGGACACCUGUCCAGGUUUUCCUGUCUCUCACCUGCGAUGGACCGGACACCUGUCCAGGUGUACCUGUCUCUCACCUGCGAUGGACCGGACACCUGUCCAGGUGUACCUGUCUCUCACCUGCGAUGGACCGGACACCUGUCCAGGUGUACCUGUCUCUCACCUGCGAUGGACCGGACACCUGUCCAGGUGUACCUGUCUCUCACCUGCGAUGGACCGGACACCUGUCCAGGUUUUCCUGUCUCUCACCUGCGAUGGACUGGACACCUGUCCAGCUUCUCUGUGACCCUGAAUGGGAAGAAGUGGUGUAAAGGGGGAUUAAGAUGAGUGUAACCAAUCACUGUGCGAGGAGGCUGAGAUUCUUCGUGUUUUUAACUACGACGUCUGGUCAUGGCCUGGCGACCGUCACAACUUCCUGAAGCUGAGUCGGUUGGAUAAAUAAAACAUUUAAGAACCUUAGAUCAAAGCAGACGUCUUUUCCUUCUCCAGGAAGACACCUUGGAGUUCCCGUAAACCCACCUAAUCUAAAUCUGAUUGGUUCUUGAGCAGGUCUGGAUAGUGUGGACAAAUGUUGUCCAGCUGACUUGUAUUUUCUCGUUGAAGUUUUAAAUCGUACCCACCUAUCCUUUCUCCGACCUUCCUAGAGGGUUCUGUAAUAAAAACGUGAUUCAUUAAUCAGUGAACAGCGUGGCCAACGGAAGUCUAACAGAGCCUCACCAUCGGGUCCAGAGAUCAGUCUGAGCCGCCGUGGCAGGUUUACUGGGAAACUUUAGUCUCUUUAAUUUAAAUCUCAUUAUUUUGAUGGGAAUAUCAAACACAUAUGGGCGGAGCUGUUAAUCUGGUGGUCGGAGGGGAUCUUCUCUCACAUGUAAGAGGUUGGCGUUGAAGCAACGUGAGGGCAAAUUCUGUUAGUUUGUCACCUGAGUUGGUUCAGGGAUAGAGGUUCAGCAGGUUAUGAUGUAAAAAAAUAAAGACUUACUGAUAGAAAACGUCCACAACAUCCCCCCGAAUACCGUUAGAGUUUGGGUGUAAAUGUAAACUUUCUCCAGAUUUUCUUGUUCUUGUAUUCUGUGUCAUUUCAUGUCUUUAUGAUUUCUGACUGAGUUUUAGUUUAUUUAAAGAGCUCCUGGUAUUUCCAUUGGUUUUGUAAUGACAUCAGCUUGUUUCAGAGUCUAGAGGUGAAACUGACAACAAUGGUGUGACAUUGUAAAAGGUGCUGUAUAAAUGCGUUUGCUAUGAAAAAUGGUUUCAGUGCAGAUCUUCCACAAAUAUUCAGAAACUGAUGCAUUAAAUGAUUUAACGUCAUUGAUGUUAGUAAUCAAUCAUCUGUGCCUGUUCCUCUGAUCUCAUGUUUUAUUCUAUCAAUAAACUGAGUUUCUACA